This is a messenger RNA of Cladophialophora yegresii CBS 114405, 612 nucleotides long. RefSeq lists its product as uncharacterized. NCBI's taxonomy places the organism in Eukaryota, Fungi, Ascomycota, Eurotiomycetes, Chaetothyriales, Herpotrichiellaceae. The coding region runs from base 1 to 612 and encodes 203 amino acids. The record is from RefSeq and is a predicted model, not a curated record. The transcript has 2 exons. Gene Ontology annotation, cellular component: multivesicular body; ESCRT III complex. Gene Ontology annotation, biological process: protein transport; late endosome to vacuole transport; endosome transport via multivesicular body sorting pathway.
AUGUCAGGCCUUGAGAAGGCUCUUUUCAACCUGAAGUUCACAUCCAAACAGCUCAACCGACAAGCCGCCAAAGCGGACCGCGACUCGCGCGCCGAACAAGCGAAACUCAAGAAAGCCCUCACUCAGACGCCUCCCCAGCCCCAGAUCGCCCGCCUAUACGCCACAAACUCGGUGCGCAAUUCGCAGCAGAGAAUCCAGCUGCUGACGCUCGCGGCGCGGAUCGAUGCAGUCGCCGCCCGUGUCCAAACCGCCAUUACCAUGCGCACGGUGACGGCUUCGAUGGCGCAGACCGUAAAGGGCAUGGACGCUGCGUUAAAGAACAUGGAUCUCGACAAGAUUGGGGCGGUGAUGGAGAAGUUCGAGUCACAAUUUGAAGACCUGGACGUCGUGUCGGGUUACUAUGAGGGUGUGGCUGGCGGGGUGGAGAGCCAGCAGGUCGGCGUGCAGGGCCAGGGCGAGGUGGACGCUCUCAUGAACCGUGUGGCGGAUGAGGCGGGCGUUGAGCUGUCGCAGGAAAUGCAGCAGCAGGUGCCUGAGCAUGAAUUACCGCAGGCGGACACGGCGAAGUUGGAGGAAGGAUUGGGUGAUAGGUUGAGGGCUUUGAGGAAUUGA